AUGUUAAGCAUGGCAUGGAGAAUAUACGAGAAGUGGGAAUUUUCUGAACAACCUUGUCAACCGCAUUACUCCAGUACGCUGGCAGAUGAAUUCAAAAGAACCUUCUCUCGGAGCUAUGAAGUUCGCAUCCAUUUUCAAGGUUUAUGGGAUUCUGUUAACUCGGUAGGUAUUUUACGCAACAAGCUGUUUCCUUGUACGCAAAGAAGCGCGAUAGCUGACCACGUAAGGCACGCAGUCUCUCUUGAUGAAAGAAAGGGUAAAUUCAAGCAGCAAUUAUUUGUUCCGUAUCCCAUGUUGAACCAGCCCACCACUGACGUUCCAAAUAUUGACGCUGUGAAUCAAGAUGAGUUUGAAAGUAGAAACCGCUCAACUGACACGAGAACGGGUGUGAGCCCGGAUUUGAUCGAGAAAUGGUUUCCCGGUGAUCAUUCAGAUAUUGGAGGCGGUUGGGGGCUGAUUGCACAACCAGAGAAGAUUUAUCGAAUUUUUCUAUGCGCUGGAUGA
Torulaspora globosa is the source of this 504-nucleotide messenger RNA. RefSeq names its product T6SS phospholipase effector Tle1-like catalytic domain-containing protein. NCBI's taxonomy places the organism in Eukaryota, Fungi, Ascomycota, Saccharomycetes, Saccharomycetales, Saccharomycetaceae. The record is from RefSeq and is a predicted model, not a curated record. The transcript has a single exon. The coding region runs from base 1 to 504 and encodes 167 amino acids.